CAGAAGAAAUAUUCAAGAAAAUAAUUUUCAAAACCUAAUUUUGAUUCAUCCUGACAACCAACUUUUACAAAUUAUAGAUAUAUUUAUGACACUGCAAAACCUGUAACAUGUCACACAUGAAUAUUUCUUGUCCAUUACAUGUAUAAGGUGUAAAACGGGAAAAGGCGAUACCUUUUCAGAAAUCUACAAACCUGCCAUGCUGAAUAUUGAGACCUCUUGAACAAACAAGGAACAAAGUCCAGAAUAACAGUUGAUCAGCCCGUUUCAGUUCCGCAUAAUGGUUCAGACAGAAAUGGGACUCGUCAAGAUUGCAGGGAUGCAGUUUGCAUCCGGAGGGUGCGCAGGAUUUGUUGAAGUGUGUCUGAUGAACCCAUUAGAUGUUGUGAAGACAAGGUUUCAAAUACAACGUGGGCCAGAUGAUCCAAAUCGUUACAAGGGUCUGGUGGACUGUUUCACACGCAUGUACAAGACUGAAGGAGCAUUGUCAUUCUACAAGGGUAUCUUGCCACCAAUCCUAGCAGAGACUCCCAAAAGAGCUACAAAGUUCUUCUGCUUUGAACAAUACAAAUCCCUCUUUGCAUUUGCACCAGUUCCUGUGAUGCUGUCCAUGGCAGGGUUGUUCUCUGGAUUGACAGAGGCUAUAGUCAUUAAUCCAUUUGAAGUUGUCAAAGUCAAACUUCAGGCUGAAAGGUCAACAUUUGCUGAACAAAAGUCAGCAUUUGCCACAGCCAGGCAGAUUGUGACUGUCCAUGGAUAUGGUGCUCAUGGUUUAUCUAAAGGUCUUACCUCAACAUUAGGAAGACAUGGCAUCUGGAACAUGUUUUACUUUGGGUUCUAUCACAAUGUCAAGGAACUUAUUCCAGUACCAGAGGAUCCAAAGUAUGAUCUAGCAAGGAGAUUUCUUAUUGGUCUAGCUGCUGGGUCCCUUGCUUCAGUCAUGAACAUUCCAUUUGAUGUUGCCAAGAGUCGUAUACAGGGCCCCCAACCCGUACCAGGGCAAAUCAAAUAUAGAUACUGCUUCAAGACUAUUGCUAUGAUAUACAGAGAAGAGGGAUUCCUUGCUCUAUAUAAAGGGCUGCUGCCAAAGUUAUUGAGAUUGGGACCAGGUGGUGCUAUUAUGCUCAUAGUCUACGAAAAUGUUUUUGAAUUUAUGAAGAAAAACUUUGGCUGAUUCCAUGCGGUAAGAACAGUGCUUAGUGUCUUAACCUAUACUAGUCAAUUUGAGAACAUAUAGAUGGGUGAAGGUAUUUUACACAUGCAGUAUUUUCAUUUGCCAAAGAGUCGAUUCUCAUUUAGUCUGGAAAUAUUAUAGUUCAGUGUUUAAAGUAAAACCUGUGUCAGUGUUCCACUCUCAGCUGUAUAUUGAUUGAUUUGUCCAUGUAGUUUCACUUUUACCAUUGAUUUAAUAAAAGAAAGUAUGUAACAUACAUGUAUAGAUGAUUUUCACCAUCUGCCAUUUGCAAGAGAAAUGUGAGGGACUUGUGUGUAUUUUUGCAAUGCUUAUCCCAUAUUGAUAUUAAAAGAAGAACUUGUAAGAGGGCUGGGGAAGAUAUCUAUGAAAUAUUUUUUGAAAGUUCAAUUUAAUGAAGACUCAUUGAAAUUCCAAUACUUCCCCUGACAUACAUUCUCAAAAUGAAAUUAGAAACAUUGGUAUUAGACUCAACCCUAAAGAUACACAAGCCUGGUAGCUCAUGUAGUUGGCCUUUUUGAUAUGAUAAAGAUAUAACAUGAUGAUUUAUUGUAAGAUGUUAUCAUUUUUUAAGAGAAUAAUUUACAUAUGGUUGUGAUGUCUACAUAUGUAUUAAUCUGGCCAAAAUGACUU
Messenger RNA from Owenia fusiformis, 1822 nucleotides. Lineage: Eukaryota; Metazoa; Annelida; Polychaeta; Sabellida; Oweniidae. The record is from the annotation of a GenBank genome assembly.